This is a messenger RNA of Drosophila innubila, 2478 nucleotides long. It is a transcript of the gene retm, whose product is annotated as protein real-time. Bases 327 to 2312 code for a protein of 661 amino acids. Lineage: Eukaryota; Metazoa; Arthropoda; Insecta; Diptera; Drosophilidae. The transcript has 6 exons. Gene Ontology annotation, cellular component: cytoplasm. The record is from RefSeq and is a predicted model, not a curated record.
ACAGUGCUUUCGCGGAGUGUACACAAAAAAGGAAAGACUUUCUAUUCAGCCAGCUGCAGCAGUUGCACGCACAACAAACGCUGGGGCUGCAAAGGAACACGAACAACAUUUCUACACUUCACAUUCUAUUUAAAAUUGUCUUAACUGUUCGAAUAAAUAAACAAAAUAAACAAAAUUUUUACUCAAAAUUUGAGUGCCAAUUAAAGGGCGCAUUUUGGCGCGUGUGUGUGUGUGCGUGUGCAACUAAAAAGUGCAUUAGAAAAUCAAUUGAAAAUUGAUUUUUAACCAGUGCUAAGUGUGUCAACAACAACAACAACUGCAACAAAAUGGUGCAAAAAUUUCAAUCACCCGUUCGCGUCUACAAAUAUCCCUUUGAGCUGGUUAUGAAGGCCUACGAGCGUCGCUUUCCCACAUGCCCCCAAAUGCCAAUAGUGCUGGACUGUCAGGUGAUCAAGGACGAGUGCUUGGAGAAUGGGGCCAAAAGGAAUACGAGUCGACGCUGCAAACUGGCCGUAGAUGCACCCUACAUCUUUAAGAAAUUGAUUGGCGUCGAUUUUGUGUUCUUUCUACAGCACAAUUAUCUGGAUAUGACGAAUCGCACACUGAGCAUUGAAGCAGUCAAUGAAAGUUUCUCCUCACGCAUCGAAAUCUUUGAACGUUGUCGUUACUAUGCACAUCCGGAUAAUUCGGAAUGGACGUGCUUUGAUCAGACCGCAACACUGGAUAUUAAAAACUUUUUUGGCUUUGAGCAUUCCAUGGAGAAAAUGGGCAUGAAACAGUACACACAAACGACGCUUAAGGGUAAAGAGAUCAUUGAGUUCUUCAUCCAGCAGCUGAAGGAGGAGGGAAUUACGCAUGUGGAACGCUGGGUGCCACCAUUGAAUGCUCCCAAAUCGCCAAUCACUGGUGAAAAUCAUGAUAUACUGCUCGAUGGUGAUUUUAUCGCACGCAAUUUGGGGCAAUUGUCACCGAUGCAGGAAUCCAAACUGUUGGAGCUGCGAAAAAUGCUCGAUGGUGUUGAUGAUCUGGAGCGCAUGCCCAGUUAUCAGACCAUCUUGCGUUUCUUGUCAGCACGCGACUGGCAUGUGAGUCAGGCCUAUGCCAUGCUCUGUGAUUCCCUUAAAUGGCGUCGGGAGCAUCGCAUCGAUGAACUGCUCCAGGAAUAUAGCAAGCCAUCUGUUGUGAUUGAACACUUCCCAGGCGGUUGGCAUCAUCAUGACAAGGAUGGUCGACCCAUUUAUAUUCUGCGUCUGGGUCACAUGGAUGUCAAGGGUCUGCUCAAGUCCUUGGGCAUGGAGGACCUACUGCGUUUGGCCCUGCACAUUUGCGAGGAGGGUAUUCAGAAGAUUAAUGAAUCAGCCGAACGCUUGGAUAAGCCCGUACUCAAUUGGUCAUUGCUGGUCGAUCUCGAGGGUCUCUCGAUGCGUCAUUUAUGGCGUCCUGGCAUCAAGGCAUUGCUCUACAUCACCGAGACCGUUGAGCGCAACUAUCCGGAAACCAUGGGCCGUGUCCUGGUAGUGCGUGCUCCUCGCGUAUUUCCUAUCGCCUGGACAAUUGUCAGCGCUUUCAUUGACGAGCAUACGCGCUCCAAGUUCCUGUUCUAUGGCCCAGAUUGUGGGCACAUGCGGGAUGGACUGGCCCAGUAUAUUGACGAGGAAAUUGUGCCAGACUUUCUGGGUGGUUCCUGCAAGACCAUGAUCCAUGAGGGUGGCCUUGUGCCAAAGACGCUGUACAAAAUGAACUCGCUGGAGGAUCAAGAUGAUGAGACGCCGGUUGCGUCUCGUGCUGCUUUGGCCUCGAUAUCGGCCUCGGCUGGAGAUGCUUGCAGUGAGGGCAAACGUUUGUCUGCCGCUCAUCAGCAUGAUCACAGAAAUCUCUAUAAGAGCGUUGAACUGAAGGCGGGAUUCACCCAUGAACUGCUCAUACGUAAUUCGGAUCCAAAGAGUGUGCUCACCUGGGAUUUUGACGUAAUGCGAAACGAUUUACACUUUACACUCUAUCGCGUUACCGAUGAGUUACCCGAUAAGCAUGAUGCGGCCGUUUCAUAUUUUGAUCUACAGGACUUUGUUGAGGGUGUUAACUAUUUCAGAGAGGAGCCAACACUCAUUUGCCGGCACAAGGAGAGCGUGCAGGGAUCGCACGUAAUGAAUCAUAAUGAUAGCUACCUAAUGCAUUGGUUCAGUCCAUCGGGUGCCCAACUGAACCUGUUCUACGAAGUUCUCAGCUCGGCUAACUACAAAGGAUCCAUGACCAGUCUACAGUCGGCAUUCUCAUCGAAUUCAUCGGCGACAAGCUCCUGCCAGAGUCGAUGAUAUGAGCAGAAUGGCCAGAGUGGCGUUGACACCCAGGCGACAACGUUGCCCUGUGCUCUCGGUCUUAAUGAGGAGCAGGUUGAGUUCGAUCUACUGUCGGGUACACUAAUGGAGAAAAGCUUGAAUCUAUUCGAUACGCCAGAUAUAUUUUUUUAAGCCUACCAAA